Molecule: messenger RNA, 2704 nt
Organism: Labeo rohita (rohu)
Lineage: Eukaryota; Metazoa; Chordata; Actinopteri; Cypriniformes; Cyprinidae
Gene: slc39a6
Product: solute carrier family 39 member 6
Exons: 11
Coding region: 200-2323 (707 amino acids)
Biological process (GO): zinc ion import across plasma membrane; intracellular zinc ion homeostasis
Cellular component (GO): membrane
Molecular function (GO): zinc ion transmembrane transporter activity
Source: RefSeq, a predicted model, not a curated record
GUAUUGAUGUGUGAUGAGACCCGUAUCCGUGUAAACAUACAAUUAGGAUGGGAGAAAUUCGCUGUGCAGAAAGGAAGCAACAAUAGGCCUCAUGUCGCCUGUUGUUCUUCUACAUCACUUCUGAUGCAUCUGUUAAAUGUGCAAGAAGUGAUUUCGGAAUCUCAGAAUAACAAAACCCACCUGCAACCAAGAUGCCAGUAUGAUUGGAACGUGGCCAUACCUCUUUCCAGUAAUGUUACUGACAUUGCCGUGGGCGUGUUCAGUGCAGGCAGGUUCAGGCUGCAAGUCAAUGGCCAUCCCGGCUGAUGGUCAGAUGGCAGAACAGGCACAGCAGCGCCACCUACAGGCUCUAUUUGACAAAUACGGGCAAAAUGGGAGUAUUUCCUUAGAAGGUCUGUACAACCUACUAAAGGGGGUGGGGCUAGACCGCAUCCGAAAAGUGAUGGUGCAUCACGACAGCAACGAACACAAUCACACGCACACGCAUGAUCACGCACACGCUCAUGUGGACAAACUCACCAUGCACGCACAUCCUGUCCACAACAAGAAGGGGGUUAUUGACCAUAAUGUGGAAAAGAGUGACCCCGUCCCAAAAGUUCAGUCUGAUCCUGCCUCGGGGAAGAAAAGCCAAUCGGAUGCUCAUCAUAAUCUCUACAUGAAGAUGAAUCAGGACUUGAUCACAACUUUGACAACGCCCUCCUACGUCACAAAAUCACGCCGGACCAAUCGUAGUGCAGACUAUGAUUUAACGCAGGACCACGCCCCCUUUAACUCCACCCAGAGCAAUGUAACACAGUCUAACCACACGCACCAGACUGAGGACACACCCACUCAUGCACACGAUGACCAUGAUCACGAUGGACUUGACCAUUCGAGUCUACCGUGUCAAAAUGCCUCCACAAUCUUGCAGUCACAUGGCAUGACAAAGGAAGUGGGUCUCUCUGUCAAGGACUUUAGUUACCUGUGCCCUGCCCUUCUCAUGCAGAUUGAUUCCAGUUCUUGCCUUAUGCAUGAUGAUGACCAUUCAGAUCAUUCCCAUCAUCACAACCACCACCACCAUCAUCAUCACAAUCACAAUCACACUAAUGGCAGAAGCCCAAGGAAUGCUUCAAUUACCAUUGCUUGGAUUGGAGGGUUUCUCUCCAUUACUUUAAUCAGUUUACUGGCAUUAGUUGGGGUGGUUUUGAUUCCACUCAUAAACAGAGUUUGCUUCAACUUCCUGCUGAGCUUCCUGGUGGCCCUUGCAGUGGGAACUCUCAGCGGAGAUGCUCUCCUCCACCUCAUACCACAUUCUCAGGGUCAUCACCACCAUGGCCACUCUGAGCAUCAUCACCAUGGCGAAGAGAUGGAAGAGGAUUCCCUUCGGCCUGUGUGGACAGGACUCACAGCUCUGAGUGGAGUCUACAUCAUGUUCCUCAUCGAACACUUCCUGACCCUUGGCAAAAUGUACAAAGACAAAAAACAGAAGGUGCAGAAGAGGGUUGAUCUCGUCACAGAAGAUCUGGAAUCUGAGAAACUGCCAUCAUUAGAAGACAAUGACGUCAAAACAAUUGAAGGUGCUGAAACGAACGGUGGAAGUGCACAUGGGCGGGGCACUGCAGAGGAAGAGGAGGUGAUGUUGGGGGCGGAGCUCUACAAUGACAUUGACUGUGAAAACAAAUGCCACUCCCACUUCCAUGACACCGUUGGCCAGUCAAACGAGCAGCAUCAUCAUCACCAUGACUAUCACCACAUAUUGCAUCACCACCACUCCCAGAACCACCACCCGCAUACACACACGCACAGACACACACACUCCUACUCGCUUCAGCACUUCCAGGAGGCCGGCGUGGCCACGCUCGCCUGGAUGGUCAUCAUGGGAGACGGACUUCACAACUUUAGUGACGGACUUGCCAUAGGGGCGGCGUUUACAGAAGGUCUGUCCAGUGGUUUUAGUACCUCAGUUGCUGUGUUCUGCCAUGAGCUUCCUCAUGAGCUUGGUGAUUUUGCGGUCUUACUGAAGGCGGGUAUGUCAGUACGACAGGCCAUCUUGUACAAUCUGCUCUCAGCCAUGAUGGGAUAUUUGGGCAUGAUCACAGGCAUUCUGAUCGGUCAUUAUGCUGAAAACGUUGCCACGUGGAUCUUUGCUCUCACGGCUGGGUUAUUCAUGUAUGUCGCUCUCGUGGACAUGGUACCUGAGAUGUUACACAAUGACGCGAGCGAAGCAGGCUUCAGUCACUACGGCUUCUUCCUCCUGCAGAAUGCUGGGAUACUCCUAGGCUUUGGCAUCAUGCUUAUUAUUGCCAUUUUUGAGCACAGGAUUCAACUUGACAUUGGCUUCUGACCUGAGGACCAUGCAGUAACACCUUUUUCUCUCACUCCUAAAAACAUCACUCCACAAAUACAUCUACUAGUGUUGCUCUUUGUCUUGUAAUUUUGCUUACCUGGUGUCCACUUGUUGAAAUGCCUGAGACCUUGUUUUGAUCUGUGAAAAAGGUGGCAGCAGCCAAUUGUCAUCUUAUUUGUGGCUUGUGGAUGUAAAGACGUAUUUAUGUGUUGACUGUUACAAUUUCAGUAUAAAAGAAACUUGAGCCACAUUGAGAAUGUGGAGGCAUUUUAUUUGUUUGUUACACAGUGUUGUAGAUUAGCUAUUGAAGCUAUUUACAUUUGUUCAUUUUGCACUUGCUGUCCCUCUAACAUUCCAGUAAAGUAUUGUGUCCCAUGA